Messenger RNA from Neltuma alba, 857 nucleotides. RefSeq names its product kinesin-like protein KIN-13A. Gene Ontology annotation, biological process: microtubule-based movement; microtubule depolymerization. The transcript is spliced from 4 exons. The record is from RefSeq and is a predicted model, not a curated record. Gene Ontology annotation, cellular component: microtubule. Gene Ontology annotation, molecular function: microtubule motor activity. NCBI's taxonomy places the organism in Eukaryota, Viridiplantae, Streptophyta, Magnoliopsida, Fabales, Fabaceae. The coding region runs from base 393 to 857 and encodes 154 amino acids.
GCCAAGUUUCCAUUGAUAGAUACUUGGAUUUUUGACGAAGUAUCUCAUCUGUAUUGUUGUUGAAGGCAUCCUUGCUCUAUCUGUGUUAUGCAUCAUCUCCUAUCCUCGCUGUCGCCAUUUGCUUCACCAGAAUAGAAAUUCUGCUAACGCUCUUCUUGUUCAGCUGUACGAUCGAUUUUGGAUUUUCUUUGUUUUUCCCCCGCAGUUUCAGAUCUGAUCCCAAUUCAGCAUUUUUCAAUUAUUGUAACUCGUGCACAGAUUUCGUGGAUUUGGAUUCUAUCUUUCGACUUGUUAUGUUCUUCUUCGAAUUCGAAUUCUCUCCUCAUUCGUGUGUAUACAGAUCUUAAAAGUUGGCUCCCCAAAGACGUUCCCAGCGCCACUUGGGCGGCCAGAUGCAGCAGGCUAAUGCUGCGGCCACUGCCCUGUACGACCAUGCCGGCGGCGGGUCUCUGCACAAUGCAGCUCCUGCCGGUGAUGCCGGUGAUGCCGUAAUGGCGCGUUGGUUGCAGUCUGCUGGCUUGCAGCAUCUGGCGUCUCCAUUGGCCUCUGCUGGUAUUGAUAAUCGCCUCCUUCCCAACAUUCUCAUGCAGGGUUAUGGAGCACAGUCUGCUGAAGAAAAGCAGAGGCUCUUUAAGUUAAUGAGAAGCCUCAAUUUUAAUGGAGAAUCUGGUGCGGAGCCAUCUACACCGACUGCCCAAACUUUAGGCAGUGUGGCAGUACCAGAUGAGUCUUAUUCUCCUGAUUUCCGGGGGGAUUUUGGAGCAGGCUGUUGGAUCUUCAUGCUAUGGACGAUACAGAACUUUUAUCUGAGGUAUGAUUAUCAUCUGAUGCUGGGAAGUUUACUUAAAUCUGAUUAA